AUGGCGGAACCAGCAAAUACACCAGUACCGGCUUCUACGCCGCGAGCUACAUCUCCUGCUCCCCAUCAGUCCCUGUUUUCCCAAUCUGGCUCAUUUCUCUCACCAAAGCUAUCUAUGCCACCGUCGAAACCACGGGUUCUUCAUAUUGGCGAUCCUGUGAAAUACAACCCCGAAACUUUUCUCCGCUUCAGUAUUCAGUGUGAGAUUGUGAGACCUUCAGCUGAAGAGCGGCAGCGACCUGAGCUUAUCAAGGCUCUUAAAGAUAAGCGAUGGGGAGACUUUGAUGCUAUCUUUCGACCGUUUUGGAGCACUGGUGGAGAGAUGGGAAAAUGGGAUGCUGAGCUGAUCAACCUGCUACCGGAGAGUGUCAAAGUGUUUGCGAGUGCAGGUGCUGGGUUUGACUGGGCUGAUACGAAGCUCUUGGGCGAACGAGGAAUCAUUUAUUGCAACUCUGGUCUUGCAGCUGCCGAAGCUGUCGCUGACUUCGCCAUGGCUGGUAUCAUUUCCACUUUCCGUGUCCUCCCGUGGUGUAUCUCAUCCGCCAUGUCCGGCGACGAGGAAGCCUUCAGCACAAACCAUCGAGAUGCAACCAUGCAAUCGCGCAAUCUCCGCAACCAAGCUCUCGGACUAAUUGGAUUCGGCAACAUCGGCCAGCAGAUAGCGGCUCGUGCCCGUCACGGUUUCGGCAUGGAUGUCCAUUACUACGAUAUCCUCCCCAAACCUUCUUCUGUGGUUGCCCCUUUGCGAGCUACGCAUCAUGAAAACCUUGAGAGCCUUCUUGCUAAAUGUGAUUGUGUUGUGCUGUGCACACCUGCUGGCGAUGGUACGCUUAUCAACGCAACUACAUUACCGCUUUUCAAGCGAGGAUCACGUUUUGUCAAUAUUGCGCGGGGCAGUCUUGUGGAUGAGGAGGCACUGGCCGCUGCAUUACGAGAUGGAACUUUAUCCAACGCAGCAAUUGACGUUCACGCGAAUGAGCCAAAGAUACACCCUGGGCUAAUGGAACUAGCCAAGCAGGGUCGUGUACUUUUGACGUGCCAUAACGCUGGUGGAACGGUCGAUACACACAAGGGUUUUGAAGAGUUAAGUAUGCGAAACAUUAUGGCUAUACUCAGCGGCGGGGAGGCUAUCACACCUGUGAACUUGCAGUUUCUGAAGUAG
Messenger RNA from Fusarium pseudograminearum CS3096, 1161 nucleotides. RefSeq lists its product as uncharacterized. Lineage: Eukaryota; Fungi; Ascomycota; Sordariomycetes; Hypocreales; Nectriaceae. Gene Ontology annotation, molecular function: glyoxylate reductase (NADPH) activity; hydroxypyruvate reductase [NAD(P)H] activity; NAD binding. The transcript is spliced from 2 exons. Gene Ontology annotation, cellular component: cytosol. The coding region runs from base 1 to 1161 and encodes 386 amino acids. The record is from RefSeq and is a predicted model, not a curated record.